CUAACCCUGAACACGACAAUCUCCCUAGUAUUCGGUUGGUACACCUGCAAUGCAUCAAUUUUGAAAACGUGAAUGUCGUGUUUUUAGGUUACAUUAGGUUAUGUUUUGGGGUUUCGAAAUUAUACAGAAGGAAUACGUAAACUACGAUGUCAUUGUGUAAAAUUCAUAACGUGCGUUUUUACAAACCGAAAACUCGGUCAAUUUAUAAUAUAGCCUUGCGGAAACCUAAAAAAAAAUUGGCUGUCGCGAGGUCUGACGCUACAAUUGAAAUAUGGGACGUAAAUAAUUCAGCUGUAAUAGAAAAAACAAUAUAUCCAACAAUCGAGUUUAAUUUAGUUGAAGGAUUAGCUUGGUGCAAUGACAGGUUAUUCUCAGUAAAUUUACAUGGUUUUCUCAUUGAAUAUGAUUUAUAUAAAUUAUGUGUAAAACAAGCUGUUAGUGUAACUGGUGGUGCUGCAUACUGUAUAGAUGCUAACCAAAAGAAACAAAUAGCUGUUGGUACUGAACAAGGUUUUGUAAAUAUUUACAAUCUAGAAGAAGAACUUAUUUUUGAUUGUGUAUUUGAUAAACAAGAGGGAAGAAUAAUUAGCAUUAAAUUUGACAAAACUGGUGAUUUUAUUGUAACUGGUAGUAUAGAUGCCAUAAGAAUAUGGGAAGUAUUAACUGGACAUGCGUUGCACAAGCUAUCACCAGGAAGAAGUGAAGUAAACAAACCUACAAUAGUCUGGUGCUUGGAAGUCGUAAAUGAUUUCACAGUCAUCAGUGGAGACUCAAGAGGCAAACUGACAUUCUGGGAUGGCAAAGUUGGUGCACAAAUUGAAUCAUACCAAUCUCACAAGGCAGAUUUAUUAGCCAUAUGUGUCUCAGAUGAUGAAAAAUCCCUGUAUUGUGCAGGAGCUGAUCCCUGUAUAUCUAAUUAUGUUCAAGUCUCAGUUAAAGAUGGCACUAAAAAAUGGGUUAGAAGUAUCCAAAGGAGAAUCCAUGAGCAUGAUGUUCGAGCUCUUGUAUUGGUACACCAGAAAUUGUACUCUGGUGGAAUAGAUGGAUAUCUAGCAUGUAGUUUCCACCCACCAAAAACAUUGUUGAGGUCACCACCUGUAAUGCAAAAUCGUUGCACAGAUAUCACUGAAUCCAGACACAUUUUAUUAAGAUAUCCAACUCAUUUGGAAGUUUGGAAGUUAGGAGAAGGAGAUGCAGUUGAACGAGAUUACAAGGGAAUUGUACCUGUGGUGUCUGAGCCCAAGAAGUUGUUGGUAUUGCAAAGAACUGUUAAAAAUAGUGAUGGAGAAAAGGACCAGGAAGGUAUUUGUGCAUCCUGUAUUUCUAAUAAUGGAAAGUGGGUGAUGUUUAGCACCUGCAGUGGCACUACUUUAGUUAUAUUUCAAGAAGAUAAUAAGCCUGCAUUGAGAAAAGUUCAAUUGGAAAAUGCCAAUGUACAAUGUAAUAAAGCCAUAUUUACUAAAGACAGUUCUCAAUUAAUUUUGGCUCCCUGUGAGGGUGGAUUAGCAGUAUAUACAAUGGGAGAAGAUAGUGUUAGUUUAUCACAGGAAAUUACUUUUGCUUCUUCAGAGAUAUCAGAUUCAGUUACCCAUCUUAUAUCAUCCGAUUGUGGUAAAUAUUUAGUUGUGGGCGAUGCAUCCAGUAAUAUUGUAAUUUUACAUCAUUACAAAACUGAUGGUUGGAGAACUCAUUGUAAAUUACCAAAAUAUUCUGAGAGUGUUACUGCAAUAGGGUUGCAUUCUUCAUUACAGAAUAUAGUGGUCUCAUAUUCCGACAAUAAGAUUGUUGAAUUCGAUUAUAAGAAAAGACUUUUCACCCAAUUUUCACGCGAAUUGCACACCAAACCUUUGAAACGUUGGACCACCUGGUCAUAUCCAAUUAGAAACAUUACCUUUGAUCCAAAGAAUGACAAUAUAAUUAUAUUACAUGAUGACACCAACAUAAUAAUACUUAACAAGGACCAGAAAGUGGAAAAUGAAUUAGAUGCGAAAGUUCCAAAAUUAGACUCAUCCAAGUUUAGAGAGUCAUUCCAAAACGGGGUAUACGUAAUUAACAAGUAUAAGCAUUUGGUAAAUUUAGAUUGGUUGUCUAAAGACGAAUUAGUGGCGGUAGAAAUAAACCCACUGCACAUAUUUGAACAGCUCCCACCAGCCUUUGAACGUAAAACUUUCGGUACAAAAUAAAUGUUUGUAUAUCAAUUGUUUUUAAUACAACUUUAUAACAA
This is a messenger RNA of Aethina tumida (small hive beetle), 2224 nucleotides long. RefSeq names its product U3 small nucleolar RNA-associated protein 4 homolog (gene l(3)72Dn). The transcript has 8 exons. Gene Ontology annotation, molecular function: RNA binding; protein binding. The record is from RefSeq and is a predicted model, not a curated record. Bases 147 to 2183 code for a protein of 678 amino acids. Gene Ontology annotation, cellular component: small-subunit processome; 90S preribosome; t-UTP complex. Lineage: Eukaryota; Metazoa; Arthropoda; Insecta; Coleoptera; Nitidulidae. Gene Ontology annotation, biological process: maturation of SSU-rRNA from tricistronic rRNA transcript (SSU-rRNA, 5.8S rRNA, LSU-rRNA).